Miscanthus lutarioriparius is the source of this 717-nucleotide messenger RNA. The record is from the annotation of a GenBank genome assembly. Lineage: Eukaryota; Viridiplantae; Streptophyta; Magnoliopsida; Poales; Poaceae.
AUGAAGAUGCUGAAGCAGCAGCUCGUUGAGCGUAGGAAUGCAGCGGAUCGCGAGACCGUGGAUUUCUUCGAUCUUGUGAUCGAUGAACUGAACAAGCCAAACCCUAUAAUGGACGAGAGCACCGCGUUGGACUUGCUGUUCACGAUGCUCUUUGCAAGCCAUGAGACGACAUCGAUGGAGGAGCAUGAAAAAAUCCUAGAAAGAAGGGUCGAUCCAGACUCUGAUAUCACGUGGGAGGAGUACAAGUCUAUGAAAUUCACAUCUCAUGUUAUACAUGAAUCUCUAAGGCUGGCAAACAUCGCACUGGUCAUGUUCAGGAAAGCAGAUCAGGAUGUGCACAUAAAUGGGCACACAAUUCCAAAAGGAUCAAAGAUCAUGAUCUGUUCAUUAGCAUCACACUUGAAUAUGAAGGUUUACGAGGACCCCUCAGUAUUCAAUCCAUGGAGAUGGAAGGAUAUUCCUGAACCAGUCGGUGCCUCUAAGGACUUUAUGGCCUUUGGGGGUGGUUUGCGGCUAUGUGCUGGUGCUGAUUUUUCCAAGAUGCAAAUGGCUAUGUUCCUCCAUUACUUGGUCACAAAUUACAUGUGGAAAACCGUCAGCGGUUGGACAAUGGUAUUCUAUCCGGGGUCGCAAUUUCCAGAUGGCUUCCACAUCCAGCUUCUUCCAAAAGUCUCAAACAUGGUUCUAGAAAACCCUAUCAAGAAAUUAGGCGCAUGA